CCAUCAGCCUUUCUAAAAGGUCUAUUUUACCCUCAUUUUAAUCACAGACUUCCUUUCUCACUUUUGCCUGCUCACCCAAGGCUGAAGAACUAUACACUUUCUCCCAUCUUCUUCCUCCAGAGACUCAUCCACAACAGAACAAUUCCGUAGCUCAGGUCACGCAACAAAGCUCAAGCAUUAAGAUUACUUGCAGUCAAAUUUCUUUUAGAAAUUUCAUCAAAGAUUCAAGCGAGGGAUAGACACUACUUGGAUGACAGUGGCCACUUUCCACGCCAGCCAACAAAAAAAAAUCGUUAGGGCAAAAAUCCAGCAUUACAGAGAUGGGAGAGAGGGUUUGAACUCAAUAGCGAAGAACAAGAACUACAGGGAAGAACGCUUCUGUUUCAGGAAUCUGUUUUCUGUUAGAGAGGAAUGCAGUUUAUUUACUCUGAGUUUGUUUUUUAUUAAUAUAAUUAGUUCACCUCAGCUGGCGUGCGGUGUGCUUAAUUUAAAGAGGCUUCUCCAUAGCAAUACUGUUUCUCGCCAUAUUUCUUGGAAAGCUUUCGUCCCCCUGCAAAGAGUAGCCAUAGGCUUCAUGGAUUCACAGAGUCAGAACACUUCAUUACAACGGCUUCAAAAUGUUGAGAAGAGAAUCGUUAGGGUUUUGGAGCUGGCAGGAGAGGUUAUGGAUGAGCUGGCCAACCCAACUGGACCCAGAAAGGAGCACAUCAGCAGGCACUGUCUUGAGUUCAUGAACAUGAUCAAGGAUAUCCAAGUCACAUUGCGAGAUGAAAUCAAAAGUGCAUGUGAAUACCGACCCUUUGAGAAGUGUGAUUACAGUUCAAGAAUUGCCAAUGAAAUCUGUUGCAAGAAACUAGAAUAUGUCGUUUCACAGUUGGAUGGAAUGAAACAAACUGUUGAUGAAUAUCAUGGUGCAAUUUGAAGAUGCGUGGUACAGAAGUGCUGGAAAUUUGUUUCAUGCAACUGAUUGGUAUGGUAGAGGAAAGGAGAAAAACCUGGACUGCAUUUAGGUAGUAGCUUAAAAACAAUCAAGAAAUGGAGAAUGUUCUCAUGUGAUUCUUCUGUGUUUGUUAGGUUACUUUAGAAAUAUAGGUUGAAACUGUAAUAUGUCUAUUAUUUGCAACAGAGGCCUGGUUCAGCGACAUGAUCAUCAUAUUUUUCUGAUAUUUUUGUAUCUUGAUAUUCGACGUUUCUGUUGCUAAUAUAUUCAAACGUUGGGUCA
Molecule: messenger RNA, 1222 nt
Organism: Carya illinoinensis
Lineage: Eukaryota; Viridiplantae; Streptophyta; Magnoliopsida; Fagales; Juglandaceae
Product: mediator of RNA polymerase II transcription subunit 11
Exons: 7
Coding region: 251-922 (223 amino acids)
Biological process (GO): regulation of transcription by RNA polymerase II
Cellular component (GO): mediator complex
Molecular function (GO): transcription coregulator activity
Source: RefSeq, a predicted model, not a curated record